UCCGAGGCACCCAUCGCCAAGGAACCGCCGUCUCCGCCAUCGCCAUCUCUUCCCCUCCAUGUGGCUGUAGGGAUUGUACAGUAACCAAAAAAAAAAAAAAGAAAGAAGAGGGGGGAAAAAGCCAUGGGGACCCCAGGCAGCUCAGGGAGGGAGAGAGCCCUUCUUCUGCUCACGGUGCUGGUUUCGACAAUGGUGCUAACUCCAACUUUGGCCAUCCACGUUUACACAGACCGAGAAGUCCAUGGCACGGUGGGCUCCAAAGUUACGCUUUCCUGCUCCUUUUGGUCUAGGGAAUGGAUCUCCGAUGACAUCUCCAUCACUUGGCAUUUUCAGCCAGAAAAUGGCAGAGACUCUGUUUCGAUAUUCCACUAUGCCAAAGGCCAGCCUUACAUAGAUGACAUUGGACGCUUCAAGGAACGCAUUGAGUGGAUUGGUAACCCUCGCUGGAAAGAUGGUUCCAUCGUCAUCCAUAACCUGGAUUACAUAGACAACGGCACCUAUACAUGUGAUGUCAAGAACCCCCCUGACAUCGUGGGGAAGUCGUCUCAGGUCUUGCUCUACGUCUUUGAAAAUGUGCCUACCAGGUAUGGUGUUGUGUUGGGAGCUGUCAUUGGAGGUGUUCUGCUCGUGGUCUUUGUUGUGUUGGUGAUCGCCUAUCUCAUCCGGUAUUGCUGGCUGAGGAGACAAGCCACUCUGCAGCGGAGACUCAGCGCUAUGGAGAAAGGGAAGUUGAGGCUGGGCAAGGAUUCUUCAAAAAGAGGCCGUCAGCAACCCGUCCUGUACGCCAUGCUGGACCACAGCCGCCUCACCAAGUCGGCAAGCGAUAAGAGGUCCAAGAAAUAGCGGUUAGCCGGCAGGGAAGGUACCCAGAAGAAGGUGGGCGAGAAGAAGGUCGUCAUGACCAUCGAGAUGGAACUGAAGAGGGACCAACUCGAGGCCGGAGGCCUCAAGCCCGCCGUCAAGUCCCCAAGCAAGAACAGCCUCAAAAACGCCCUCAUGAACAUCAUCAAAAGCGAUUCGGAAAAGUGAUUGGAUACUGAAAAGGUGGCGAUGAUCCCAGCCCUCCGUCCUGAGGAGAGAGGCCUGGGAUAGUCUCCCCUACAUCCAACCCUCUUGGUUUUGUAUCCCGCCAUGUUCUUACACACUUCAUUAUAGCCCAUCUAGUCUGGGGCUGAUGGGAUUUGGGCAUAUUCCUGUCCAGUCUCUGUCCCUAUUAAGAUAUUGAUGGAGAGCCUUUCGCAUCAUAGAUGUAUAUCCAAAGCAUAGGGAAUUUGCACCCACCUAAGUGACUUAACAUUAUUAAUAACUCCUAGGACGUUGUGUGCACAUUAAAACCAUGAGGCAAACUGAGGCAGGGUGAUCCUAGGGAACAAACUAUGCCCCCUCCCCAUUAUGAGGUGCCUCUUCUUCUCUUUUAAGUCUAGAAACAGGCUGGUUCAGCAUCUUGGAACACCAUCACACCCAUGCUUUGCUACUCAGAGUAGACCCACUGAAAUUAAUGACCCUGGAUAAGUUAGGUUCAUUCAUUUCAACAGAUUUACUCUGAGUUGAAUACCAUGCAGAUACUUUUUUUCCUGAGGCACAGGCGACUCUCCUGAGUGACCCAGUCUCGCCACUGUCAACUUCAAGGCCUCCAUGCGAAAGCUGUAGAUGGACAAUAACAGACCAGGCUUAUUUUCUGGUUUUCUAAUGGGAUCCUGGCCUUCUGUUUAGGGUGAAUCUUCACCCGGAACUACAGGGCUCAAAUUCCCAUCAGUCACUAGGCCCGAUACGAUGCCUUGAGGCCUGGAUAGACAGGUGUCCUCCUACUUCUAGUUUUCCUCAAAAUCCCCCAAAACAUUGGCAAGAAAGACAUGCAACCUCCCCAGACAGGGGUACCUUCUACUGCCCAAACGGCUGUGACACAACCCUCUUCCGCUCG
Messenger RNA from Podarcis muralis (Common wall lizard), 1921 nucleotides. RefSeq names its product myelin protein zero (gene MPZ). Gene Ontology annotation, cellular component: plasma membrane. NCBI's taxonomy places the organism in Eukaryota, Metazoa, Chordata, Lepidosauria, Squamata, Lacertidae. The record is from RefSeq and is a predicted model, not a curated record. Gene Ontology annotation, biological process: myelination.